UUGGCGGAGAUCAGAGAACGAAGCCAAACCAACCAUACAGACCGGUCAACACGAUGGCACGACAAACGGCUGGAACAAAAACCAAGAAGAACCCCAAGCAAACAACAUCAGCCGCAUCAAAGAAGACCGGCAAGGAGAACGAACAGGAAACAGAGAAGAUAGAAGAAACACAGAACGGGAAACCCUCAAAACAUGAAAACACCCUGACCAGCCUAACCAACUCGAUCCUCACACUCUUCAACAAGUCACAACACUCCCUAACCAGUCACAGAAAACUCGUCAACAAUCUGCACAGUUUAUUCUUAUCAUCAACUGAGAUCCGAGAACAGAUUGAAAAUGGCGACGGAACGGACAAGACCAUCAAGUUGAUCGGAGAGAAGAAUUUCACUGAGGCGUGUUACACCGUACUCGAUAAUAUUGUCUCCACUAAGAAGGGCGUCGUCGAAGCGGAUCGGGUGGUUCGAUUCUUUGGGGCUUUUUGCGCCUUUGCUACCGAACAUGAUCCUCACAAAGAAUCAGAAGAUCAGACUGCUACCAAUCGAUUCCUACUCCAUUCAAUCAAAUAUCUCAGUCGCGGCUUUGAAGCAAAAAAUCGAUUUGUCCGUUUUCGGUGUUGCCAGCUCAUAGCUUAUGUCGUCAAUAGCUUGGAAGAAAUUGAUGAUGAUUUGUUUAGCGAUUUGAAACACAAGCUUCUCAUUCGAAUCCACGAUAAAGAAAAAGAUGUCCGACAACAAGCCGCAAUCGCCCUCAUGAAUUUUCGUCCAGUCAAUGAAGAAGAUGAAGAGGAAGACUCUGAAGAAAACGUCAAUGACGCGUUAAUCGACCUCAUGAUGCGUGAUCCGUCCUCAGAAGUCCGACGAACUGUUUUGCAUAAAUUGUGUGAAACACCCUCUACCACGACUCUACCCGCCAUCCUCACUCGACUUAGAGAUAUCGAUCCCCUCAUCCGCCGCAUGGUAUACCGUGACCUGUAUUUAGCGACGCUUGCCAAGCCUGAACCUACGCUCCCGCCCGAUCCAUCACAGUGUUUCAGUCUAGACCAGCGUUAUACAAUAUUAAAAGGCCUCAAAGAUCGUGAAGAGAGCGUGCGGAAGGAAACUGCUAACUUGGCGAACUGUUGGAUCAAGGUGGGCUUCAAAGAAAACAUCGAAGCUUUCCUGGCUACCAUGGAUCUGAUCUCGUUGGGAUUUGGUGAAGAGGAUGAGGAUGAGAAGAACAAGAUCGAGAACAUCGAAAACGUCGUAAAAACCUGGCUAACUAGUCAUGGAUUAGACCCCACGCUGGAACUAGAUGAGGUUGAAAAUGACCAACCUGACGAGUUUGGGUCGGACUCUUGGUGGACAAACAUUAACCCCGAAAGAGCCUUUCUGCUACGAGUUGCUGCUGAACAUUACAAAUCCUUCUCGGAUGAGACCAAACUUGACGAGGUCAUGCCCGUCGUGACCGCGCUAGCCUUUCGCAUGGAACAUAAUUUCCAGGCUCUGACUGAGCUCUUGCAAACGGUUGAACAACUAUCGCCUAGUCAGAUGGAAGAUGAAGAAACGGCAGAGAAAGUACAGUUGGCCGCGCAAAAAACAUUUGUUCUCCGCGAAUUACUUACGGUGGCGAUGCUGGCAGAUUAUGGGGAUGAGAUAGGACGGCGGAAGAUGUUUUCAUUAUUACGUGAUUUAGUCUCCGAUCCACUUUUACCGCAUUCCCUGAUUCCAGGAUGUCUCGAAGUACUAUCGAAGCUAUCAACUGGCGAAAGGGAUUUCAUGCGAGUGAUUGUUGAAUUAGUUCAAGAACUGCGAUGUAAUUUAGACACCGAUCCGAAUUUCACGACUAGCAAGAAUGUCGAUGGUGCUCCCGAUGGACAAGAGGAUGAUGACGAUGAUGAUAGUGAACCCGAUGAAGGAGCGGGAGAGGCUAGUUUUAGGAAAGGUAAAGAUGGGAAAUUGCAAGUGACCACUUUUACACUUAAUCCGGCCAAUGCCGACUUGGACUCUCGAUGCUUGGAGAUCGUGAGGUCCCUGUUGGAGCGAGUCUCCGGUUCAAUCAAAGACAAUACCAGCAUGUUUGGGAUCGUUCACGAAUUGAUUGUCCCCGCUGUAAGAUGUAAAGAUACGCCGAUUCGUGAACGAGGUUUGGUAUGUUUGGGGCUAUGCAGUCUAUUAGACAAGCAAAUCGCGUUGGAUUCAUUUGGAGUAUUUGUCCACCAAGUCCAAGCCGCAGAGAUCGAUCUUAGAAUCAAGGUGCUCAAAAUUGUAUUUGACUUGUUGCUACAGCAUGGAAUCGAUUUCCUUGCUGAAAAAGGGCAUGGGCCGGAAAGGGUGAUUGAGUUUCUGUUAUACUCGCUGGAUCAAGACUCUAAAGACGUUCAAGCCACGGCCGUGAUCGGAAUAUCUAAGCUAAUGCUAUCAGGAAUCAUCACUAGUUCUGAAGUCCUUCAAAUGCUUGUUCUCGUCUAUUUCUCGCCAGAGACGUGCGACAACCAAAAACUACGACAGUGUUUGAGUUACUUUCUUCCGGUUUAUUGUUACUGUUCGUCUGUCAACCAGCGUCGAAUGCAAUCGAUGAUGCUUCCAGCGUUAGAUGUUUUGAGCGGAGUAUACGAUGAUCAAGAGGAUAAGAGUGAGAUGUUGUCACCCAGUCAGAUUGCAUUACAGCUCGUUGAUUGGACCGACCCCUCCAAAGUCGUUGUUUUACCGGGCUGCAAAGUGGACUGGGAUUUACAUUUAGAUGCUGCCAUAGAUAUCCUGAAAAACCUCUACCGAGUGACUGAAAAGGACGAAAGAAAAAUGCUCUGUCAGAUGCUACCUAAGUUGACACUCCCGGAUACACUCGAUAACGUCCACAAGCUGCGGGGCUUGUCUCUCCUGAUAAGCCAGCUCGAUGAAAAACGUCCACUCACAGAUUCACUCUCUCGAAACGUGCUCAAUAAAUUCCACACGUCCUUGGAAAAACGAUUUGCCGAAAAACUCAGUGAAGGUGCCGAGAAAGGAGACCAAUCUGACAAAGAGACUGAAGAGGAGGAGGAGGAGGAGUUGAAAGAAUUCAAAGACUUCAUAGAUGAAUUCAAUGGAGAUCAAGACGGAAACGGGAGCAGUGAAGCCGAUGAUCUUAACUCGGAUCCUGACGCCGCAAAUGAUGAUUACAGUGCAAAAGUAGUCGUCAAGAAAACUCCGACCAAAAAAUCCAUCAAAUCCGUGGCAAGGAUUUCGAUGGCCAGUCUGAGAAACGAAGAGGUAACAGAUAGCGAAAACGAAGGACCUGCGCCGCGACGUUCAGGUCGGCCACGAGCCAGCCGACAACCGGACCCUAAAGUGGCUGCAGUGAAUGAGGAACUGGCUUCUCUCAUUGGAAGUAGCACUGACGAAGAUGGCAGCAGCCAAGACGAGUCAACCGAAAAAGAGGACUAG
Molecule: messenger RNA, 3398 nt
Organism: Puccinia graminis f. sp. tritici CRL 75-36-700-3
Lineage: Eukaryota; Fungi; Basidiomycota; Pucciniomycetes; Pucciniales; Pucciniaceae
Exons: 16
Coding region: 54-3398 (1114 amino acids)
Biological process (GO): mitotic chromosome condensation
Cellular component (GO): condensin complex; condensed chromosome
Source: RefSeq, a predicted model, not a curated record